UGGGAUAUGAAGAAGUCUAAUGGUCCUCCAUGGCUCCAUCCGAUUUGAGGAACAACUCUUGUCUUACCACUGCAACAUGAGAGGUUCUACAAUCUUCCAUAUAUUCUUUUUUUUUACCUUCGCUUUUCUCGCAUUCUUUUUCAUUACUGUACUCUCCGUUGAUACCUUAACUGCAACCCAAUCUCUUGGAAUUAACCAAACCCUUGUGUCUCCCGAGGAGGUGUUUGAGUUUGGAUUCUUUAAUGAAAGCAGUUCCAGAUGGUACUUAGGUACAUGGUACAAGGAUAUUCCUGAUAAAAUAGUGGUUUGGGUGGCAAACAGAGACACCCCACUUGAAAAUUCCAAAGUAACUCUCAAGAUUGGAGACAGAGGAAACCUGGUUCUUCUUAAUCAAACAGGUUACUCCAUAUGGUCAUCGAAUCAAACCACUGCCACAAACCCAGUUCUUAGGCUUUUGGAUAGUGGGAAUUUGAUUCUCAUAGAAGCAAACGAGAAAAAUACCAACAACUAUCUAUGGCAGAGCUUUGAUUAUCCAACAGAUACUUUGUUACCAGGCAUGAAGCUAGGUUGGAACCUUGACACUGGCGUGGAGCACCGUAUAACAUCAUGGAAAAGCCAAGAUGAUCCAUCAAGUGGAGAUGCUUAUUUCAGUCUAGAAUACCAUGGGAUCCCUGAGGUUUUCUUAUGGAACAAAAAGGAAAGGGUCUUUCGAACUGGACCAUGGAAUGGUGAGGUGUUUGGUGGAGUACCAAUACUAAACACAAUUGCUGUUCUUAAUGAUAGAGUUGUUGCUAAUGAACAUGAGGUGUAUUACAUCCCUUCAACGCUUAAUCAAUCUCGUUUAUCCAGACUUGUUGUGAAUUGGACGGGUCAAAUUCAACGCUAUGCAUGGAUAGAAAGUAGUCAAAGUUGGAGCAAAGUAUGGUUUGCACCUGCUGGCGAUUGUGAUCAUUAUGGAGCUUGUGGUCCAUUUGGUAUAUGUGACUCAAAUGCUUUCCCUGUAUGCAAGUGUAUUGAAGGGUUCAAUAUCAAGAAUCAGCAGCAAUGGGAUUUGAGAAAUUUUUCUGAUGGGUGUGCCAGGAAGACAAAAUUGGAAUGUGGGAAUGACAAGUUUUUGCACAAGAUGAACGUGCAGUUGCCAGAUACAACAUCGGUGUUUCUGGAUAAGAACAUGACAAUAUCAGAAUGUAAAAAUAUGUGCCUGAAAGAUUGUUCUUGCACUGCCUAUGCUAAUGCAGAGGUUACUAAUGGUGGGACUGGUUGCGUGAUGUGGAAUGAUACUCUCUUGGACGUGAGGCAAUUUUCUGAAAGUGGCCAAGAUCUAUUCGUCAGAUUAGCAGCUUCUGAUGUAGAUGACAGCGGGACAGGAUUUGUUGGUGGGUCUGGCAAGAAAAAGAAUGUAGGAAAGAUUGCAGGCCUUGUAGUUACUGUAGCUAUCGUAAUUUUGGGAGUGAGUAUAUUCAUUUUGUGGAAGAAGAGGAAAUUGCAUAGUAUAUCACAAGGGAACACGGAACAGAAUGUUAAUUUUGAUAGAGGCCAGACAACGCUAUCACCUGUGGCAAUUUUUUCAAAUAACAUAGAACAUUCAGAUGAAAGGAACAUGGAUGACCUGGAGUUGCCAUUGGUUGAUUUUAAUACCAUAACAAUGGCCACAAACUUCUUCUCUUCAGCGAAUAAGCUUGGAGAAGGAGGCUUUGGAAGUGUUUACAGGGGUAGGUUGGCUGAUGGCCAAGAAAUUGCUGUGAAAAGGUUAUCGACAAGCUCUGGACAAGGAAGUCAAGAAUUCAAGAAUGAGGUCAGAUCAAUUGCAAAGCUUCAACAUCGAAAUCUUGUAAGACUGUUAGGUUGCUGCACUGAGAAGGAUGAGAAGAUGUUGAUCUAUGAGUACAUGGAAAAUAACAGCCUAGAUUCUGUUUUAUUUGACAAAUCAAAGAGUUCCUUGCUACACUGGCCAAUGCGCUUCUACAUUAUAUGUGGCAUAGCCAAAGGGCUUCUUUAUCUCCAUCAUGACUCCAGACUUAAAAUUAUCCAUAGGGAUCUCAAGGCAAGCAAUAUUCUUCUCGAUAGAGAAAUGAAUCCAAAGAUUUCAGAUUUUGGGAUUGCUAGAAUUUUUGAGAGUGAUCAAACUCAAGCGAAUACAAAGAGAGUUGUUGGAACAUAUGGCUACAUGUCACCUGAAUACGCAAUGGGUGGAUUCUUUUCAGUGAAAUCUGAUGUUUUUAGUUUCGGGGUUCUAGUUCUAGAGAUCAUAAGUGGCAAGAAGAACAGAGGAUUUUAUUCCUCAGAUGACCUAAAUCUUCUUGGAUAUGCAUGGAGACUCUGGAAAGAAGGGAGUGCAUUGGAACUCAUAGAAUCAUCAUUUGCUGAUUCAUAUUCAGUAUCUGAAGUUCUAAGAUGCAUACAUGUUGGCCUCAUAUGUGUCCAAGAACGAGCAGAAGAUAGGCCAACAAUGUCUUCUGUGGUCUUGAUGUUGAAUAGCGAAACUGCAUCAAUGCCACAGCCUAAACACCCUGGUUUCGUCCUUGGAAGGAGUCCCAGUGAAACUCAUUCUUCUUCAGUUAAUCAAGUCACAGUUACAGUGGUAGAUGGCAGGUAGGUAAUUUAGUCUGGCAUAAUCAGGCACAUACAUUUAAGUAUCAAAUUUUAUAUUUUUAUUGAUUUUGAAUUGUACUAACCAUUGAUAUUGAAAUGUAUAUAAAUACACAAGGUUAGUUCCAAAUUGAGAAUCUUUAUUAUGCAUCUCAAAAGUGCUAAUGCUUAUAUUCAGUAA
This is a messenger RNA of Gastrolobium bilobum, 2770 nucleotides long. Its product is annotated as receptor-like serine/threonine-protein kinase SD1-8. Gene Ontology annotation, biological process: protein phosphorylation; recognition of pollen. Gene Ontology annotation, molecular function: protein serine/threonine kinase activity; ATP binding. Bases 20 to 2596 code for a protein of 858 amino acids. The transcript has 7 exons. The record is from RefSeq and is a predicted model, not a curated record. Lineage: Eukaryota; Viridiplantae; Streptophyta; Magnoliopsida; Fabales; Fabaceae.